AUGGCGACCAGCAACCAUAAUGAGAAGUUCCAAAACGACACGGCGUCCAAUACGUCGGAUCCAGUCAGAGGCACCGUGGAAAACGUUGAGAAUACACAGUUCUACAUCGACCCGAAACAAGAGGCAAAGCUUCGUCGCAAGAUUGACUUUAUGAUUGUUCCAACAGUCUGUUUGCUAUAUCUCUUCUGCUUCAUCGACCGCGCAAAUAUCGGAAAUGCUCGUCUUGCCGGCCUGGAAGACGACCUUGGGAUGAAAGGAAGUGACUACAAUAUGGUCCUUUCCGUCUUCUACAUCAGUUACAUCAUUUUUGAGAUCCCAGCGAACCUUCUCUGCAAGUACAUGGGACCAGGAUGGUUUAUCCCUUUGACGUCGUUGGGAUUCGGGUUGGUGUCUAUCUUCACAGCCUUUGUGCACACUGUCCCUCAGAUUUGUGGUGUACGUUUUGUCUUGGGCAUUUUUGAAGCUGGUAUGCUGCCUGGCAUUGCCUACUAUAUGUCACGUUGGUACAAGAGAUCAGAGCUUACCUUCCGAUUGUCGCUUUACAUCGUGAUGGCCCCCUUGGCGGGUGCUUUUGGUGGGCUGCUCGCCUCAGCCAUCCUCAAGCUUCCGCACUUUGGACGGUUCAAGAGUUGGGAGAUGAUCUUUGCCAUCGAAGGAAUCGUCACCGUGGCCUUGUCCAUUAUCUCCUUUGCUACACUUACCGAUCGACCCGAUUCGGCCAGAUGGCUUACAGAGGAGGAAAAGGCGUUGGCCAUCAACCGUAUCAAAGCCGAACGUCUCGGAACGACAGAAGUUUUGGAUAAGAUGGACAGAGCAAAGAUCUUUGCCGGCAUUCGCAGUCCUAUUACUCUGUCCACUUCCAUCAUUUUCCUACUAGAUAACAUCACCGUUCAAGGCCUUGCGUUCUUCUUGCCGACCAUCGUCCGAACGAUUUAUCCCGAGCGAUCAGUCAUCUCUCAACAGCUCUUUACUGUCCCACCAUACGUCGUCGGUGCCUUCUUUACGGUGCUCAUUCCAGCGUUCAGUUACAAGAUGGAUCGUCGACAGAUCUUCAUUAUCCUCUGCGCGCCUCUCGUUAUGGUCGGAUAUGCCAUCUUCUUGGGUACUAACAAUGGCCAAGCACGAUACGGUGCCACAUUCCUUGUUGCUAGUUCGGCAUUUGCUCUGGCGCCUCUGACGAACUCGCAUAUCAGUGCCAAUGUCUUGAGUGACACUGCAAGAAGUGCUGCUAUUGGAACCAAUGUCAUGUUUGGUAACGUUGGAGGUCUCAUCUCUACUUGGUCUUUCGUCAAGAGCGAUGGUCCUAACUAUCCCAUUGGAAACGGAUUGAACCUUGCAACGUCUUCUACUAUCUUGGUUCUUGGUACCUUGACCCUCUUGUGGAUCAAGCGAGACAACCAGAAGCGGGCGAGUCGGUCUGCUGAGGAGGAGUUGGCUGGAAUGAGCCAGCAACAGAUCCAGGAUCUUGAUUGGAAGAACCCCAACUUCCGCUGGAUCGCGUGA
Fusarium venenatum is the source of this 1503-nucleotide messenger RNA. RefSeq names its product major facilitator superfamily domain-containing protein. Gene Ontology annotation, biological process: transmembrane transport. The record is from RefSeq and is a predicted model, not a curated record. NCBI's taxonomy places the organism in Eukaryota, Fungi, Ascomycota, Sordariomycetes, Hypocreales, Nectriaceae. Gene Ontology annotation, cellular component: membrane. Gene Ontology annotation, molecular function: transmembrane transporter activity.